Messenger RNA from Purpureocillium takamizusanense, 1392 nucleotides. It is a transcript of the gene KRR1, whose product is annotated as ribosomal RNA assembly protein krr1. NCBI's taxonomy places the organism in Eukaryota, Fungi, Ascomycota, Sordariomycetes, Hypocreales, Ophiocordycipitaceae. The transcript has a single exon. Gene Ontology annotation, cellular component: nucleolus; small-subunit processome. Gene Ontology annotation, molecular function: RNA binding. Bases 286 to 1251 code for a protein of 321 amino acids. The record is from RefSeq and is a predicted model, not a curated record.
CCGCGAGAAAGAUUUGGGAGCUCGUCCGUGACUGGGCAGUGGACCCACUUCCGGCACAGCGCCCCGCCACGGACUCGGCCCCAUAAUAUUUUCCAGAGCCAGCCAUGCCAUCCUAAUUUUUUUGGAAGCUUGGACAACCGUGAUCGUUCAAACCUCAGAAGACGACAUCUCGACAGCGACGCCUCUUUCGUAGUGGCCGAGCGGAAUAACCAUCUUACGGCAACCAGUUUUGCCAAUUGUCGGGAACAUCCUUGACAACCGACCUGCCAGCGAGCGAAUCUCACGAUGCCGUCGACGCACAAAAAGGACAAGCCGUGGGACACGGACGACAUCGACAAAUGGAAGAUUGAGCAGUUCACAGCCAAGGACAACCUGGGCGGCACGUUUACCGAGGAGUCGUCCUUCGCGACGCUGUUUCCCAAGUACCGCGAGGUGUACCUCAAGGAGGCGUGGCCGCUCGUGACCAAGGCCCUGGAGAAGCACGGCAUCGCGUGCACGCUCGAUUUGGUGGAGGGUUCCAUGACGGUCAAGACGACGCGCAAGACGUUCGACCCGGCGGCCAUCCUCAACGCCCGCGACCUCAUCAAGCUGCUCGCCCGCAGCGUGCCCGCGCCGCAGGCCAUCAAGAUCCUCGACGACGGCGUGGCGUGCGACGUCAUCAAGAUCCGCAACCUCGUGGGCAGCAAGGACCGGUUCGUCAAGCGGCGGCAGCGCAUCCUCGGCCCCAACGGCUCGACGCUCAAGGCGCUCGAGCUCCUCACCGAGACGUACAUACUGGUGCACGGCAACACGGUGUCGGCCAUGGGGCCCUACAAGGGCCUCAAGGAGGUGCGCCGCGUCGUCGAGGACUGCAUGAACAACGUGCACCCCAUCUACCACAUCAAGGAGCUCAUGAUCAAGCGUGAGCUCGCAAAGGACCCGGAGCUGGCCAACGAGAGCUGGGACCGCUUCCUGCCCAACUUCCGGCGCAAGACGCUCAGCAAGCGGCGCGUGCCGCACAACGUCACCGACAAGGCCAAGAAGGUGUACACGCCGUUCCCGCCGGCGCCCGAGAAGAGCAAGGUCGACAAGCAGAUCGAGAGCGGCGAGUAUUUCCUCGGCAAGGAGGCCAAGGAGAGGGCGGCACAGAACGAGCGCAAGGAGAAGCAAAAGGAGAGGAAGGAGGAGCGGCAGCGGGAGCGCGAGGCCGAGUUUGUGCCGCCCGAGGAGGGCGGUCGGCCGAAGAAGAAGCGGAAGAAGACGGCCGAGUAGUGGGACGGAUGUGUGUGAGGGUAUGGUCGCUGACAAGGAGUCUGUGGCCGCCCCGUUUUUGCAUUUACGGCGUUUAAAUUCAGGAGUCGCAAGUCUCGGUCUGGCCAUAGCAUAGUUUCUUCAAGAAGACCAAAUACAAAC